GAAAGAACAACCGCGGCAGGGAUGCGCUGUGACUAUUGGCUCUAGAUGAUGAUCACUGUUGGUGUGAAUCACCGUGUGACACCCCAUCCCAAUGUGCAAAAAUGAGAAAAAGGGGUGAGGUGAUGAAUGAGUUUAUAUUGCGAGUCCAUAAGAUGACGGGCAAGUUACAACGAUAUGAAUGUUGCAGGGAACCAGAAAAACAGCUUUACGGUUUUCCAGGGGAAUAAAAACAAGGAUGGUAGAGAGUGUGGCUAUGAAGACUUACGUCUCAUUUGUGGUGGGUGGUCCGUUCAGAAGCAGAGUCAGCGCGGGACGUAAAUGCACAAAAUGUUAAAAAAUACAGCAGCUCUGUUGAGAAUAACGAAAUGGAAUGUUUUAUCAAGACUAAACAGUAUACUGACACCAAAACAAAGGUAGCCUAGAAACCUGUUCUGCGAUGGAAAACUUUCAACAGCGUGCACUUACCCAUUCGCUCUGAAACUCGGGGGGAACUAUGUGGACGUAUGGGAUGACUUCUUUACCAGCUGCCCCACCGUAUCAUCCUCCUCCAGAUACAGCAGCUCCACUAAAUAGUCUUAGGAUUCCACCCUUUAAGUUCCUUCCACGGACAGAGUGUGUGGACUGGAGGAGAAUUAGUUCUAUUGAUGUGAACAAGGUGGCUGUUGAGCUUGACUUUGUUACAUUGCAAGAUGUUAUUCCCAGUGUUGCAUUUUGCAGCGUGGAGAAUGAGAAAUGUCCUUAUUGCAAAAACCCAGUAGAUUCAGUGUUACUGAAGCUUUUCACACUAUCCCAACUCACUAUCGAAUAUCUACUUCAUUCUCAGGAAUAUUUGACUGCCACUUUGCAAGCCUUGCAGGAGAAACUUCAAGCUUCUGAGCUGGAUAAAGACCAGAUUAGGAAUGAAAUGAAAAAGUCUUCAGAAGAGAUUAUAUCUUUAAAAGAAGAAUGUAAGCACCGAAAGAAGAUGAUCCGCAAUCUUCAGACACUGCUGAACCAAGCUGGGGCAAGUAAUUACCAUAAGUGCCAGUUUUGUGACAAAGCUUUUAUGAAUUACUCUUUUUUGCAAAACCAUAUUGAACGCAGGCAUGUGGAAGACACCAUUGUGGAGAAAAGGAAGGCAAGUCAAGCAUACACAUUUCAAGAAGAGAUUACUAAACUGGAGGAACAGCUGCAUGCUACUAGAUGUCAGCUGCAAGCAGAAAGAGAAUCUUAUGCAUCCAGACUUGCUCAGGAACAAGAAUUAAUGAAACAAUUUGAAAAAUGGAAGGCUGAAGAUAAGGAAAACCUUUGUGGAGAAAUGGGGAAAAUGAAAGAAAUGUUUACAAAAGAGUUGAAAGCACUAUCUUCACAAAAUGCCAAAUUAGAAAAUGAACUUCUACUAGUGAAAUCUGACAUUUUUCGCAAAUCUAACCUCGGUACCCUAAGGGAUGUAGAAAUUCCUGAAAAAGAAGAAGAGAGAAGAACACUUCGGCAUGACAACCAAAGUUUAAGGGAUCUUCUUCAAAACCAGGAGAAAGAGUGGACAUCCAGGAUAGAAAGCGUUAUCAAACACCAUGAAAAUGAAAAAAGUGAGAUGCAGACAGAGCUUAGUACGAUGAAAUCAUUGGUUAAAAAGGAACAGCAAAAAGACAAUGCUUUAUACGUGAAACAGAUUAAUCAGCUGUACCACAGGAUACAAGAACAGGAUGAGCAGAUUAAAAGGCUAUCUUCACGAUCACCAGAAAAAAUUAAGGAACACACAGUGUUUGUUCCAAGAAUGGUUUCAACAGUUUCUGAACUGAUAGCAUAUGAACCAGAAAGAUCUGCAGCCCCACUGGAGCCUGUUCAGGAGCUUUCACAAGAAGAUCAAGGGCCACAAAGAUCUGCAUGUGUCAUGGAGCCAGUUGAAAAGCUUUCAGAAGUAGAUAAAGAGCCAUUUAAGACUGUAAAAAGAGAGAACAUCAGCAAACAACUUUUAAAACAAGCACUGAAGAAAAACCCUUCUUUAACAAAAGACUUACGACCGGUUUUGGAGCAGACUUUGGUAGAGAAAUUAGAAAGCAUAGGGAUACGACCAGAUAUUCGUGGUAUUUCCAAAAAUCAUUUAAAUGAUGUCUUAACAACAAUACGAUCUCAAAGAAAAGAAAAAGCCAAGAAAACACCAGAAAUUCAGCAAAUUUGGUCUCAACUCAGCCAUAAAAUUGAAACCAAAGUCAGAGAACAGAGCACGCCAACAGCAGUAAUACCAGUCUGUUCUGCUUCUAAGUUGAAAGGAAUACAGAACAAGACCAGAUCAGAAGGCAGUGGGCAACAAAAGGUAGCACCUAGGUCAGAAGUUACUGAUCAGCCCAAGAGUUCUGUACCUCCCACAAAGCCAAAUUGUAUUCCUUCUCACAAAGCAACUGAAACUCAACCAUUUAGCUCAGAAGAUGAAUCUGAUGAACCUAAGAAGGAAUUCAUACAGCCCAAUGUAAUUCGGUCAAAAGCACUUGUUGCCAAAAACUCUUCAGUAGUUGCUACUCACACUUUUUCAGACUGUACAGAAGAAAGUGAUGUGGAAGUACUUGAUCUCAAAUUGCUAGAAACAUCCCAAGCAAAUAAGGUUCCUUUGUUAAAAACAUUGAGUGAUAAACCUGAAGAAAGACACCCCAUUCAGGUAUUUCAGAAGUCGUUUACUAUAAACAGUGAGAAACAAGCACCCUCUAAGAAAGACACAGUGAAAGAGCAGAAGUGUUUUGAAACAGAUGAUGACAGUGACUGGGAUAUGUCAUAUAUAGAAGACAACAAGCUUCUGGAAGCUGAAACAAAGAAAGGAGCGUGUGGGCUUCUUGGAAGUGUUGAACCCAAUACGCUGAUGACUUCUAAAGCUUGGGGCUCUCCUGGAAAAUUGAUAAGAGCAGGAAAGACAGAUGGAUUUCAUGAAGGUGACACCACAAGUACAUUGAAAAGCAGUCUUGUCAGUGUAACGGACUGGAGUGACUCGGAUGACAUUGAAACUCUGUAAGACUGCAGAAUAAAUUUGUCAUUUGCCAAAUGAAGGUGACAGAAAACCAGUAACAUGAAAACAACAAUGGAAGCAUAGUGCAAUACCUUAACUUCCUCCUGUAGGUGCAGAACACAAAAAUGUUAAUCAACAGGUGCCUUUACACUGUUAAACAUGUGGUCUUUUGCAGUUAAAUAGUGCCAAAUGUAAAACUUUAAUGUUUUAAAGUGGUCCAUUCAUCAUUUCAAGAAACAGUAUUACUGCACAUUUUUUUCAGUAAAAGUGUAUUUAAUUUACUUAAAACAUGAAAAUAAAUGUUCACAGUAUUAGUGCAUAUUUUUUCAGUAAAAGUGUAUUUAAUUCACUUAAAACAUGGAAAUAAAUGUUCAUGUUUU
Messenger RNA from Protopterus annectens (West African lungfish), 3357 nucleotides. It is a transcript of the gene DZIP1, whose product is annotated as DAZ interacting zinc finger protein 1. The transcript is spliced from 19 exons. Lineage: Eukaryota; Metazoa; Chordata; Ceratodontiformes; Protopteridae. The record is from RefSeq and is a predicted model, not a curated record. Gene Ontology annotation, biological process: cilium assembly. The coding region runs from base 494 to 2983 and encodes 829 amino acids. Gene Ontology annotation, cellular component: cytoplasm; ciliary basal body.